Messenger RNA from Sitophilus oryzae (rice weevil), 552 nucleotides. RefSeq lists its product as uncharacterized. The transcript has a single exon. Bases 1 to 552 code for a protein of 183 amino acids. The record is from RefSeq and is a predicted model, not a curated record. Lineage: Eukaryota; Metazoa; Arthropoda; Insecta; Coleoptera; Curculionidae.
AUGAUCACAAGUUUUUGGGAAAUCGAAGAGAUAGGUUUAGAUAAAGUUUUGAGUGAAAGUGAUAGAUUUUGUGAAGAUCAUUUUACUAAAAAUUUUCAAAGAAUUCAAGAGGGAAAUUUUGUUUCCAUACCGUUUAAAGAGAGUAUUAAGAAAUUAGGAGAUUCUAGGGAGAGGGCUUUGGAAUAUUUUUAUUCCCAGGGAGUUAGGUUAGAAAGGAAGCCAGAGUUAAAAAGGGAAUAUAUUAAGUUCAAGAAUGAAUAUUUAAGCAUGGGUCACAUGACUGAAGUGAAAGAAGGUGAAUUUGAUAAUACUGUUUCAUAUUUUUUGCCGCAUCAUACUAUGGUACGUGACGAAAGUGUGACCACUAAAGUGCGUGUGGUAUUCAACGCUUCAAUGAAAACUAAGUCAGGUCUUUCACUUAAUGACAUUCAAUAUUGUGGUCCUACUCUUCAAGACGAGUUAUUAGCAAUUAUAUUAAGAUUUAGGAAGUAUGAAUAUGUUAUGACCGCGGACGUAUCCGAAUAUGUUAUGACCGCGGACGUAUCCGCGUAA